GAUUAGUUUUGUCUGUUCCGUCUGCAAUAGCAGGAAAUACGCAUUUUUAAAUGAAGCAUGUUAACAAGUAACUCAGCCCUGUUUAGUUUGUGUUACUUCUACUUCUACUUUGUUACUCCUCCGUGUCCGUCUUUAGUUUUCCUCAAACCCUCCGGCAGCCUGGAGCCAUGCUGCCGCUGAAGGAGAAGGACAAACCCGUCGUCCGGAAGCUGCUGUCGUCCGGCUGCUGCGCUCGCUGCGUCCUCCGGUUCUGCUGCGUGACCGUCCAGGCCGCCUACAGGAAGCACCCAAAGGAUACGCUCGAGGAACUCCGGGCGUUCGUCGGCGACGCGGAGAACGGCGAGCACCGGGAAUCGGUGGAAGGGAACGGCGAAGCCCGUGAUGCAGCCGUGUCAGAACCACCUGGAGACCCACCUGGAGACCCACCUGGAGACCCACCGAGUAAAAGGGCAAAGCUGGAGCCCGUUGGGACCGGCGCUCCGUCGGAGGAAGACAAUAAAGCUGCUGCGGUCGAACCAAAGGACGAAGAGCCGAGUGUGUGUGUGGCGUGUUUGGGGAUCCUCCAGGAACUCUGUGGCUCGACUCAGGCUGUAAAGAUAGCGGAGAGAGUCAAGGCCGAAAAGUACGAGUUUGACACCCUGUUGCUGUCGGUGUCUCUGCCUGCUCAGCUGUGCGUCCGCGAGCACUCCUGUUGGCUUCACGUGAAGAAGGAAAUGAGAGAGAAGAGCAUGGCGGUGGACAAGGACGACGUGGUCCAGGUGAAGGAGGCCUUCAAGUGGAUCAUGCAGGGCCUGGUCGCCAAGGAGCUGGGCGGCGUUGCCGUGGUGAUCAGGAGUUUGUUCGAGGUCGGUGUGGAGUUCACGCACCCCGAGACGGACGCCGACUGCCACUUCCUCGCGUCGACGUGUGCCGACUGCUUCAGAUCCAACAAGAACAAACGGUCGGUGUUCACCAGGAUGGCGGUGGUCAAAGCUCUGGAAAAGAUAUCCGACGCCGUUUUCCUAAAACAUUACGCUUCUCCACCAGCGCCGACGACCAGCAGUUGCAGCCCUCAGAACGUCCAGUGUCUCCACAUGUCCCUCUUCGUCGCAGGGAGGUACAACAAGUUCAGCCGCAGUCUGCCUCAGACGCCGUGGGUGAUCGACGGCGAGAGGAGGAUGGAGUCGUCGGUGGAGGAGCUGAUCGCGGCGCCCGUCCUGUCGUCCUUCAGAGCCGACGGAUUUAAUUUCUCCUCGUCGGGCCGGGAGGACGUGGACGUCCGGACUCUUGGAAACGGUCGCCCGUUCGCGAUGGAGCUGCUGGAUCCUCACAGGACCAAACUGAGCCAAGUGGAGAUGAAGCAGCUGCAGGAGACCAUCAACAACUCUUCAGACAAAAUUAGGGUGAGAGACCUGCAGAUUGUGUCCAGGGAGGCCAUGAGCCGCAUGAAGGAGGGGGAGGAGGACAAAACCAAGUCGUACACGGCGCUCGUCUGGACCCAGAAACCCAUUCGGAGCGAAGACAUCGCCUUCAUCGACGACAUCAAGGAUCUGACUCUGGACCAGAAGACCCCUCUGAGGGUUCUGCACCGGCGGGCGCUGGCGGUCCGUCAGCGGGUCGUCCACCGCAUGACCGCCCGCUUCCUGGACCCUCAUCACUUCUACCUGGAGCUGAAGACGCAGGCCGGCACCUACAUCAAAGAGUUCGUCCACGGAGACUUCGGUCGCACCAAACCCAACAUGAGUGUUCUGCUGAAGAUGGACACGGACAUCCUGGAGCUGGACGUGGAGUCUGUGGAUGUGGACUGGCCUCCGUCGAUACCGGAGUGAACCUCCGUCCUGCUUGCUGAGCAUCCGGGGACCGGAUCCUGCGUGGGGGAACCGGAGGGUUCCCGGUUCAGGGUGUCUUGAGACCAGACGACGUCCUGAUGGCUGUGAAGUCCGUUCGCGUCUCCGGUCGAAACGUUCCAUCUUCAAAAUGUACCGAAGAGACAAAUAACGCUCUCUUGUUCAGUAAAAAAAGGUCACGACUUGGGGAAAAAGGGGUGUGUUUUCUGUACGGUGGCCUUUUGAGGACAUUUCAACAGCUUCGUUUGAGGUCUCAGCGCUUGUAAACAAAUCCCGAUGGGUGUUUGUUUGUCAUCUCGCGGCUUUUUUAAAGGUAUUUCCAUCAUCUUGGUGACGAAUGAGAAACAUGUUUGCAGAACGAUCGCUGAGGUCAGUCGGCUGUGAGCAUGGCGGUCGAAAUAUGAAGCGUCUAUUGUCAAAAAUAUUGGCCCAGGCGCUUUAAUUUGAGUUAUUUUAAGUGUGUGUGUGUGUGUGUAUGAGUGCCGAGUCACACGUUAGCUAGUCAACCUCAGUAAAGCGGUUCUCUUCUGGGACUCGAGCUUCAACUUUUUUUUUUUCAGAGCUAAAUUAACCUGCAAAUUAUAAUCCCACCAGAAGCUCUGGUGUGGGAAUCGAACCGCAGACCAAAUCAACGGGUAAAGAGAAACUGGCCUUUUUAAUUUGUUCUUUGGACCAAGAUUUCCAGAUUUUUUUUUUACAUUUUAUUUUAUUUUCAUGCCAGUCACAGAUUAUUUUCCUUGAGGUAAAGUUCCUGGUUGUGAUUCGACAACGUUUAACAGAACUUCUUUUGCUCAUUUAUUAAAAAAAAAAAAAAAAAAGGUUGAUUCCUUUUUAAAUUACGGUAUUAAAAAAAAAAAUCUUUUUGGUGUCAAAGCUCGGGUAUCUUGUUGAAUUUAAAAACCCAUUUCUGUUCCACUGGAUACGACGUUUGACUUUGUUUUUGUUUGUUUUAAUAAAAAGGAGUCCCGACAGCAGAAA
Molecule: messenger RNA, 2804 nt
Organism: Cyclopterus lumpus (lumpfish)
Lineage: Eukaryota; Metazoa; Chordata; Actinopteri; Perciformes; Cyclopteridae
Gene: pus10
Product: pseudouridine synthase 10
Exons: 18
Coding region: 168-1808 (546 amino acids)
Biological process (GO): tRNA pseudouridine synthesis
Molecular function (GO): RNA binding; pseudouridine synthase activity
Source: RefSeq, a predicted model, not a curated record